This is a messenger RNA of Drosophila persimilis, 1487 nucleotides long. RefSeq lists its product as uncharacterized. The transcript has 3 exons. Bases 17 to 1393 code for a protein of 458 amino acids. The record is from RefSeq and is a predicted model, not a curated record. Lineage: Eukaryota; Metazoa; Arthropoda; Insecta; Diptera; Drosophilidae.
AGAAUACAAAGAAAACAUGUCACAGAAAAAGCAUGUAAAGGACUGGGAAGUUAAACCACGCAGAGUUACCGCCCUUGACCCUGGCAAUACCAGAAUCACAGAGCAGUUAGAAGCUUUCAAAAAACACACCGCCGAGGUAGAAAAGUCGAAUGAAAUUUGUAAAAAAUUUAUUCGACUAAAGAACAAAGAUCGCUUGAUGGAGGUGGCUAUGAAUCACAUAGAAAGCAGUCGUUCUACCAUUGUGAACGUGGACGGGGUGCGCUUCCUGUGCCACGAUGUGGUUCUUUCGCUUUUUUCGAAACGUUUGAUAGAGAAAAUGCAAAAGGGAUGCCUGUACUUCGAGACCCCAGAGCUGGCAUCUCGUGCCUUCGAUAAAAUAUACCGCUGGAUGCAUGGGGAGUCCAGGGUCUUGCAAAGCUUUGACCUGUCAGUUUUUAGAGCUGCUCGAUUCCUGGCCAUUCCCGAAUUGCUCGAGCAGAUGUGGAAGCUACUGGAGAAAAAGAAUCUGAUUGAAUACGAUGCAUUCGAGAUGCUCUGCAAGUCGCGCAAGGUGCAUGAGAUCGAGGAGCUGCAUGGAUUGUUGGUCAAUCGCAUUACCAAGUCGACGGUGGUCAUAUUUUCCUCUCCUCAGUUCCUGCGGCUCAGUGAGAUUCAAGUGACGCUUUUCCUGAAGUCGGAUCGCUUGGCAGUCAACUCCGAAAUGGAAGUCUUUUAUGCUGGUUUGUGCUGGCUGAAAUACAAGUGGCCCAAGCGUCGUGGCAGCGUUGGCAAAGUCCUGAAGAGCGUCCGCUAUGGGUUCAUGCCCAUACUCAUGCUAAAGAAGUUCAUGUUGACAGAUCGCACGCUGAUCGGUCCGUUCGGAGAUAUACUGGAUCUGUUCAUAAAGCUACCCGACUUCAAGAAGAUCCUAGCGGAUGCCAUGUUCUACAGCAGCGUUUUGACAAAAACUUUAAUGGAACCGGACUGUUUGAGCGACAGGCUUGCAAUGACCCGAAUGCAGCUUCUUCGCCCUCGCCGUUGGAUGAUCGAUACGCGCUGCGAAUACCAUCGCCCUGUAUGCGCGACCAUACCGAAUAUGUUCUUUGUGUCGUGGGAUGAGUUUAUAAACUACAUGUUUUUGCUGCAAAAUGAGAAAACCAAUAUCGACGACUGCAUUCGCUGUGUAGAUGAACCGGAGCAUGGCGUCGGAGCUCUGUCGCUCGCAGAACUAGAUCUCCAUAGCACCAAAUUUUCUCAGAUUUCGCUAUUGUCGAAGAACACAUCAACCACUAAUUUGGCAAGCAGCAUCAAAGACUCUUUCGCUGCCACAUCACUACGUUCCAAGGGCACAUCUGCAUGGGAGGGCCUCCUGUCCUCCGCCGAGGAUGACGAAUUCUCCUCCUCUGAUGAGUAGAAUACUCGUCAUAUUACAUUGAAGGGCCUUCUAAAGGCUUCCUCAAUGCCACAACAAUUUUAAAAAUUUUGUUAGUAAACUAAUAUUUAUAUUG